Stylonychia lemnae is the source of this 1101-nucleotide messenger RNA. NCBI's taxonomy places the organism in Eukaryota, Ciliophora, Spirotrichea, Sporadotrichida, Oxytrichidae. The record is from the annotation of a GenBank genome assembly.
AUGAGUAAUGAUCAUUGUAUUUCAAACAAGUUGAAAUGUAAAUUAUGUCUUAAUAGUAUCUUGACCGAUCAAAAGUUGAUUGUAAUGCCAUGCUGUGAUGAAAAAUAUCAUGAAAAGUGUGGUGAAAAUUUUCUGAUAAAUGAACCUUUCUGCCCCUAAUGUAAAACAAAUUUGAAUCAGAUUAACAACAUUAUAAACGGUUGGCAAAACGAAUUGACUUACUCAAGGUUCAAAUUAAACUUAAACAUUCAAACAAAUAAAAUAUUAAGAUAGAGCUAAAAAUCAUAAUUUGAUUAAUUAUCAAGCAAUAAAAAUAAUGAUGAAAUUCCUACUUCAGAUGUUCUAGAAGUUUAUUUAAACGAGGAAGAAGAAAGUCAACAAGAUAAAAGGCUAAGAGAUACUAUUAACAGUCUUUCAGCUAAUAAAGUUGGAUACUGUGAAAUUUGCAAAUUAACUAAGUAACUGAGAGAAUAUAUUAGAUAGGAGGAAUCUUAGAUGAAUAAUAAAGCAUCCUAGCCUUUCGCAUAAUAAGAUCAUUAAUUAUCGACUUCUUUAAAUAAUUAACUAAAUAGUGGAGAAUCUAACAAUAAGAAUCUUUAUAAUCAAAUUCAGCAAUAGAGUAAAUUUAACUAAUUAGUUAAAGCUGAUUAAAUAGUUACAACUAAUUAAUGUUAGAACCCUCAAGAGAAUAUCUAAAAUAAUUCUCAAAGUGAUAUUAAAAAGGUGAUUACAAUUGAUUAAGUAAAUUGGAAGGACUUUAAUCCUGAAAAGUAAAAUAAGACUAAAGUUUUUGAUGAUUAAUUCUACAAAAGCUUAGAAAAAUAAGAUUUAUCAAAAGGAUAAGAAAUUUUAGCUAAAUUAACAAAUGGUAGGAAUAUGUGUGAAUUUUUAGGAGGAUUACUCGGUAAAAAUAGUGCUUUCGACCAACCUGAGACUAAAUCAUUUUCUGAUUUACUUGAAAAAGUAGACAACAUAACAAAAUAAUAAAUGCCAGAUUUAGAAUUCAAUGAUUAUUCUAAUCCUGAAAAUUAAUAAAAAUUUCUUUAGUAGUUAGGCAAAGAUUUAAGCGAAAACUUCUUUUAUCAUAAACAUAAAAAAUGA